Panicum virgatum (switchgrass) is the source of this 2301-nucleotide messenger RNA. RefSeq names its product nuclear transport factor 2-like. Gene Ontology annotation, cellular component: cytosol; ribonucleoprotein complex. The record is from RefSeq and is a predicted model, not a curated record. Lineage: Eukaryota; Viridiplantae; Streptophyta; Magnoliopsida; Poales; Poaceae. Gene Ontology annotation, molecular function: mRNA binding. The transcript has 9 exons. Bases 169 to 1899 code for a protein of 576 amino acids.
UACCCUUGUUCGCCGCCGCCGCCGCCGCCUCCUCCCUUCGCCCUCAGCCUUUCCUAGGGUUUCCUCCCGGCUACGCUCCGCGGCCGGCGGCGGCGUCGGCGAGACCCGCCCGCCCUCCCGCCUCCAACACGGUCGCAGCCGCGCCGCCCUCUCCGCGCCGAGCAAGCAAUGGCAGGGCAAGCAGGGAACCCAGCAAACCAUCAUAUAAGUCCCCACGUGAUAAGCAGCGCUUUUGUUCAGCAAUAUUACCACAUCCUACAUGAGCAACCAGAUCAAGUGCACAAGUUUUACCAAGAAUCAAGUAUGCUUGGUCGACCAGAGUCCAAUGGAACCAUGGUGGAUGUAACCACCCUUGGUAACAUCAAUGAAAGAAUUAUGUCUAUGAACUUCGGGAGCUUCUUAAUAGAGAUAGAGACGGCGGAUGCACAGUUAUCUCACAAGGAUGGGGUGCUCAUUGUGGUAACUGGAUCCCUGACUUCAGAUGAUGGCGUCUGCCGUAGGUUUACCCAGUCGUUCUUCCUAGCUCCGCAAGAAGCUGGUGGCUAUUUUGUUCUCAAUGAUGUGUUUAGGUUUAUAUCAGAAAGGAAACCUGCUGAGAUUACUCAAGUUGGUGCUCAAGAAAAUGAAAGUGGUCAGAAUGGUAUAUCUGCAUCUGAAACAUGUUCAGCAUUACCAGAACCUACUCCAGCUGACAAGAGUGUGAUCUUGGACCAUGUGACAGCUGAGAAUAUUGUCACAGAGAGGCAAAUUAGUAAUCCCUCUGUUAAUGGAACUGCUGUUGAAAAUAAUGUUAGUGUUGAGCCAACUGUGCAAGUGGUCAAAGAGGAUCCCAAAAAGGCUCCAGUUGCUGCUCCUCCCCCUCCUCAGACAGAUGUUACUAAGAAAUCUUAUGCAUCCAUUGUGAAGGACAUGAAGGAGGGCCCACCGACUCCACCAGUUGCCAAAACAACUCCAGUUCCCAAGCAAAAGCCAGCUCCUAAGCCAGCGUCCAAGGCUGUUGAAGGUCCGGAAAAAGCAUCCGUGAAACCUGCCCAGGCUAAUGAAACCAGUGAUAUGAUUGUUGCCCAAAACAACUCUUCUCGCAGUGAGCAAGGCUAUUCAAUUUUUGUCAAGAAUUUGCCUUUUCGUGCUAAUGUCGAAAUUGUUGAGGAGGAAUUUAAGAAAUUUGGCGCUAUAAAGCCAGGUGGCGUCCAAGUCAGGCACAAUAAGAGUGAUCGUUUUGUCUUUGGCUUUGUCGAGUACGAGUCCCAGCAGUCUAUGCAAGCAGCAAUUGAGGCAUCUCCAAUUCGUAUGGAGGAUAAAGAAGUUCAAAUUGAGGCGAAAAGGACCAAUUCGCGAGGUGGCCGUUUCCAAUCUGGCAGGGGAGGGUACCAUGGUGAUAACUUCAGGGGACGUGGCGGCGGCUAUAUGGACAAUGCAAACUAUAGAGGCGGUGACAACUUCAACCGACGGAAUGAAGAGAACUUCAACCGCAGGAAUGAAGGCGAGAACUACAACCGCAGGAAUGAAGGCGAGAGCUACAACCGCAGGAAUGAUGGGGAGAGCUACAACCACAGGAACGAUGGUGAGGGCUACAAUCGCAGGAACGAUGGUGAUAGCUACAACCGCAGGAACGACGGUGAGAACUACAACCGCAGGAAUGACGGUGAGAACUACAACAGAAGGAACGACGGUGGUGAGAUCUUCAACCGCAGGAACGACGGCGGCGAGAACUUCAACCGAAGGAACAACUUCAGAAAUCAGAAUGAGUUCUCUAGUCGCGGACGGGGGCCACCUCCACCAGGGAAUGGUUACCACCAGAACGGGAAUGGUAUCUACCCAGUUCGCCACUUCCAGAAUGGGAAUGGGAGGUUUGGCCGUGUCAGCAGUGGCCCUAAGCAAUCACCAGUUGCUGCGUAGAGGCAUCAGGUAUCAAAGUAGGAAGCUUAAGGUGAUUAUUUAUAGUAGGAGCAUUGCUGAUCAGGCGCCUUCCGGUGGGCAUAUCAAAUUUUUGUGCUGAGUUGGGUCCCAAAGAGUUUAGUAGUGGCAUUCGUCCGUCCAUUGGUGGUUGGUGAGUUUUGUUGCCGUUGACAAACCUUGUCAGCUGGUUGUUGGACUGGUGGCCCAUAGUUUGUGUCAUCUGCCUAUUAGGAUUUGGAGAUUGGACUCUAAUCUUAUGAGGUGGUGCAUGCAGAAAUGUGUCCAUGUUUACUUCCGCUGUCAUUACAGGCGAAGCCUUGCUUAGUUCUGCAUCUAUACUGCUGCUGUUGCUAUUUCUUUACAUGCAGCUAUUAGUAACAGCAUCACCUGUGUUCCUUUUCA